Messenger RNA from Prosopis cineraria, 1931 nucleotides. Its product is annotated as PAP-specific phosphatase HAL2-like. Bases 337 to 1482 code for a protein of 381 amino acids. The record is from RefSeq and is a predicted model, not a curated record. The transcript is spliced from 3 exons. Gene Ontology annotation, biological process: phosphatidylinositol phosphate biosynthetic process; sulfate assimilation. Lineage: Eukaryota; Viridiplantae; Streptophyta; Magnoliopsida; Fabales; Fabaceae. Gene Ontology annotation, molecular function: 3'(2'),5'-bisphosphate nucleotidase activity.
UGCGAGAGGAAUGUGACGGAAGGCCCGGCGAAGCGAUCUUCUUCCUCCCCAAGCUCUCUGCCUCCGGACUGCUUAGUUACUGGUGAUACUCUUCGUUUCCGUCGUCUUUUGUUUGAUUCCGACGCACAUCCUAUUUCAUUCCGUCGGGAAUGCCAUUGUACUUCCCAAGACCCGCUCAGUCUUCCGAUGCUUUCGAUUCUACAAGUUUUGCGGAGCCAAUCUCCCGUCAUGUAGGAGAUUCGCUUUCUUCUGAUUUUCGGGGCACAUGAGUCAGGAUUGUUUGAUUUUGAAGCCGGGUUGUUGAGAGGCUUGUGAUUUUCUUUCCUCUGGUUCACCAUGGAGAGGGAAAAGUACGCGAAGGAAUUGGAGGUGGCUGUCAGAGUGGUCCAUGUGGCGUGUGCUCUUUGUGAGAGAGUGCAGGAGCGGCUUCUUUCUGCGAGCGAUGAUCACGUUAUUUCCAAGGACGAUGAUUCUCCUGUGACUGUUGCUGACUUGAGUGUUCAAGCAACCAUCAGUUGGUUCCUAUCAGAAAUUUUUGGGAGUAAGAACGUGUCAAUCGUUGCUGAAGAAGAUACAGAAAUUAUCUCCAAAGAUGCUUCAGCAGGUCUGCUGGCAGCAGUAGUGGGCACUGUCAAUGAAUCUUUAGCCUCUGCACCCAAGUACGGUCUUCAAAGUCCAGAGACAGCUCUUGGGACUACAGAAGUUCUUGAGGCCAUUAGGCGUUGCAACUCAACUGGAGGACCCAGUGGAAGACAUUGGGUUCUUGACCCUGUUGAUGGCACAAUAGGGUUUGUAUGUGGGGGUCAGUAUGCUGUGGCCUUAGCUCUGAUUGAGGACGGAAAAGUUGUUCUCGGAGUUCUUGGGUGUCCUAACUACCCAGUGAAGACAGAAUGGCUCAAUUAUGAAUACCAGAAUCAUCAAACCAACUCAAAUUUUGCUUCAACUAUUCCAGAUGCAUGGGGAAAAGGGUGUGUAUUGUAUGCUAGUAAAGGUAGUGGCAAGGCAUGGUUGCAGCCAUUAAUUGCUGGAGAUAAGAUUUUAGAAUGGCCAAAUUGUGCUCGACUUAUUCAGGUUUCUUCCGUAGAUGAUCCAGCAUUAGCAACUCUAUGUGAACCAGUGGAAAGAGCAAACUCCAACCAUUCCUUCACAGCUGGACUUGCUCAUAGCGUGGGACUUAGGAAACAGCCAAUGCGGGUGCACAGCAUGGUGAAAUAUGCAGCAAUAGCUCGAGGAGAUGCUGAGAUAUUCAUGAAAUUUGCAAAGUCAGGUUACAAGGAGAAGAUAUGGGACCAUGCUGCUGGGGUUGUAAUAGUAGAAGAGGCUGGUGGUGUGGUGACUGACGCUGGAGGGCGUCUUCUGGACUUCUCAAAGGGAAUGUACUUAGAAGGACUUGACCGAGGCAUUAUUGCAUGUUCUGGGGUCACUCUCCAUGAGAAGUUCAUUGCAGCUGUUUAUGCUAGUUGGGACUCCUCAAAUUUAUGAGUCCUAAUUAUUUUGUUUGAUUAUAACAAGGUUCAACUGAGUUCUGUCAUAGGGAUUCACCAAUGACGAGAGCAAGUCUUAUGGCAUCUACACAGGUAUAUAUAGAUUAUUCACCAAUAAAGUCUUCAUGUUAUCAGUGGGAUCUAUACUCACUCUUUUGACAUAUGAGAUACAAGCCAUUUCCUUAUCAGUGGACUAGGAUCAGUCUUCAUUAGCUUAAUUAGUCCUUUUCCAAUGUAUCUGAGUCGUAGAACUCUGGUACUGAGGUAAUCUGGUUACAGGUACAAAAAGAAGAAGAGGUAAUCUGGUUCAUAUUCUGGAUUGUUUAUCUUUUGUUGGGUGUAGUUUUACCAAUUAAUGAGAAGUUAGAAGUAAUACAUUACCAUUGCAUUACAAUUCCUUAAAAAUGAGCGAGAGAAAGUUCAACAUAUGAUUGUUCCAUGAGCUUA